AUGGAUGCCAUGCAUUUUGCGUUGAGUGUUGCCAUUCAGCACCAGUUGAUCGGGCCGGGCUUCAACAAGUUUCCCCGGUGUUCACAUGCUGGCCCAGCGGUUCAGCAAUGCCCCUUGACUCCGAGGAUUCGUGAAACAUGUUACAAAACAUCCAUGGCUAGGUGAGCUCAGAUGAGGUGGCCAGCUAUGGCCAGCUGAUCCAGCUGAUCCUGCUCGAUCGCUUUUGGCUCAGACCCCGUCAAAGCUCACCGGGUCGUGCCAUGGCGGAUGGCAUGCUGCGGUCUCCCACCUUUCUGGUUGGAGCAGAGAGGCAGCGCAAGAAUCUGGACGAGUUCAAGCGGAGGGAACAGCAACUGGCGGAAGCCUAUCACAAGAACAAGCCGCUCUGUUUCAAUGCUUGCUCCUAUCAACGAACUCAUCCAGUGAAAGCCCAGAAAGGUCACAAGGAUGCAGAUGCAUGUCUAACAGUGCCUUUGAUUCUGGGCGUGGCGGAUGGCGUCUCACAGAUUGAGGACUUUGGCAUCGAUGCCUCGGUGCUGCCCAACGAGCUGCUGAACGUGGUGGAGCAGUUGGGCAUGCACCAACUCCUCCCCAAUGUGAGCCUCUCAGCGGGCGACACCUACCGCGGCCCCGUGUCCAUGCUGCGGAGAGCCUUUGAGGCUACGGAAUCCCUGGGCUCUCUGACGGUGGUGCUGGCCAUCAUGGACAACUCCACGCGGAUCCAUGGAAAGCUUCAUCCGAUGAUCGCCAUCAUCACAGUGGGUGACUGCGAGUUGUUAGUGCUGCGAAGGCUUGCAGGGCCUCGCUCGCGGCUGGAGCUGGUCUGCCACACGGAGAUGCAGAGGAUCGAUGGACAUGCGCAAACUCCCUUGCAGCUGGCCAGGGUCGAUGAUCGAAUUGAUCCAAACUUCCAUGAAGAGUUGACCAUCGAGGUCAUCGAAAAGGGUAGUGCUGUCCAUUGCGUGUCUGCUUAUGAAGGUGACAUCGUUAUUAUGGGCAGUGACGGUGUUUUCGACAAUCUCUUUUUAGAUGAAAUCUUGCGCCAGCGCCAGGACCUGGCCAAUGGCCUUUUGGGCGUGAGCCCCUCACAGGUGCAGCUGCGCAUGUUGGCGCAGCGCAUCGUCGAGCAGUGCCACGCCAAGACACGGCCGCUGCCCAACGGCGCGUUGCCCGAGGCGCCCAUUGGCCGUGGCGGCAAGAAGGAGCGAAUGACGCCCCGGCUCGAUCGGGAUGACACGAGUUGUGUGGUGGCCGAAGUGGUUGAAUGGACGGAGGAGCUGCAGAAGCUUUGGGCUCCAGAGGCAUCGAACCAGUUGAGUCGAAAGCCUCCCACUUGGAUAGGUGUCCUGAUGGAUCAUCCCUGGACGUUUCCAUUGACACUGUAA
Molecule: messenger RNA, 1385 nt
Organism: Durusdinium trenchii
Lineage: Eukaryota; Dinophyceae; Suessiales; Symbiodiniaceae
Source: the annotation of a GenBank genome assembly